CAAACUUCGAGAAUUCUCUUGGCGCCCUUUCUCGACGAUGGCCGCCUGUUCAUUUGCGCGACAUGCUCAGCAUUCUAUUCGGCGUCCGCUCACGCCUGCCCUGACCAAGCGCUGAGCUCACGUAAUGCUGACUUGCAGUCGGCAGCGGCACCAAUCGGGAGGGAUGCCAAAGUGCAUCGCUCGCAGGAAGCAAGGUUGAAUUCGCCAAUGAUCGCGUGGUUUGUCCCCUUUUCUUUUUCUUUUCUUUGCGAGUUCCCGGGCUGCGAUCUUUGCCACGUCCGGCGGCCGAGACGGCAUCCCAGCGCGUGCGCGCGGGCCAGUCUGGAACAGCAUCCCAUCCUCCCAAGCACCCUUACGUGCUCGCGCGCGAAAAGAUCUGAUUUCCGUCGUAUCGGCGACAGUUCGGCAACCGCUGUUCGCUUGGCUGGGCCUCGCGGUGAUCUCCCUGGGGACAGUGGAUGCGAGCGCGCGAUUCUCUGGACCUUCCUCUCGGACAGUUUCUCAGCCCUAUGCACCUCCGCCCGAGGCAAGCCGCACCCGAAAAUCCGACGCCGCCCCACCACAACCGCCCGGGACAUCUGAACCAAGCUUGGGAGGUCGCCGUCUCCGUCGUCCUCAUGCUCGUGUUUGGACUCAUCCUCGGCACCGUCCUCUGGCAUAACCGCGAGACGAAGCGGCGGAGGGAGCGGUUCCUGGCGGAGGCGCAGCACAGACGCGAGCGGCGGGCUGCUGCGCGCGAGAUAGCGCUGUCACGCGCGCCCUCGAGGCAAGCAGCGUUGUUGAUACGGCCGCCACCUGCGCCGACGAAGAUCACCAUCGAGUCUGACGUCGGGCCCUCCCGGUAUCAUAGGGCCCAGUCCUGAUUCCUGAACCGCAGCUGUGGGGCGCACCUGCCCGCUGCAGGCGCACCCACCAUCUGUACAUCUUAUCACCGCGUGCUCUGCGUCUCCGAGAUGUGUUUACCCAUAUCCUGACUGUCGAGGCCACUGCUUCUGACGUGCUUAGGAAAUGUAAUCUCGACACCGUCAUGACGGCCCGCACAAGCCCAAGUCCUUUCCCAGGCUCAGCCGUUUAUUCUCAUGAAACAGCCUAUUUGGUCACAUGCACACGGACCCCCGGUCGCAAGAGUUCUGCGUCUGAUUUGCACCACAUUGGACACAGAUCGCCCCCAGUAUGGAUCAUUUCCCUCAAACUCUAUGCAUUGUAGCCCAAAUCCAGACCAUAUAUUCUUUCCUGGCAUGCUAUCUGCUAUGAUAUGAGCCUAUCGUGGCUCGAAGCUGGGACCUCGGCUACAGCCUCGCACCUCUUUUGGGCAUUCGCACUGAACUCUCUGCGCUACCUAACUAACUGAGCUAAGGCCACUCCCGGGCGCUGAUUUGCGCUAUUCUGGACUACCCCUAGUCGUCGGUGACCGGGGGCCUCCGUGAACACGCAUGUGAGAGUACACAGGUCCCGUGUCAUUCUUUCCUUCGAACGCAAACUAUAGACUCGCCCAGCCAUCUUGGCACUGGUGGAUCGGUCAUCG
Mycena citricolor is the source of this 1525-nucleotide messenger RNA. Lineage: Eukaryota; Fungi; Basidiomycota; Agaricomycetes; Agaricales; Mycenaceae. The record is from the annotation of a GenBank genome assembly.